UCAUGCUAAUCAGCCCACUUCUCAGAAACCCAUCAAUCUCCCUCCUCUCUCUCUCUCUCCCGUUGAAGAUGGCUGGAUUGACUAAGACUGUGUUGACAAUGGCGGUUUGGUCACUGGCCGUGAGCUUGUGCUUCUUCUCAUAUUCGGCAUCAGCACAGCUCAAACAGAACUACUACGCCAACGUCUGCCCCAACGUGGAAAACAUCGUCAAAGACGCAGUUACUAAAAAGUUUCAACAAACGUUUGCCACUGUCUCAGGCACCCUUCGCCUCUUCUUCCAUGAUUGCUUUGUCCAGGGUUGCGAUGCUUCGGUUAUAGUUGUGUCUACCGCAAACAACAAAGCGGAGAAGGAUCACCCGGACAAUCUGUCGCUGGCCGGCGAUGGAUUCGACACCGUGAUCAAGGCGAAAGCGGCGGUGGAUGCCGUCUCGAGUUGCCGGAACAAGGUCUCCUGCGCCGACAUUCUUGCCAUGGCAACCAGAGACGUCAUUGCACUGGCCGGAGGACCGUCGUAUGCGGUGGAGCUGGGAAGAUUGGACGGGCUGAGCUCGACGGCGUCGAGUGUGGACGGGAAGCUGCCUCAGCCUGGCUUCGGCUUGGAUAAGCUCACUUCCAUGUUUGCUGCUAAUGGCCUGUCUCGAACCGACAUGAUUGCCCUCUCAGGUAAACAAAAUCAAUCCCCCUUAAUUAAUUAUCUACUCAUUUUCUUGUUAUAAAUUUCUACUUCUUCAUUAAAAGUCUAAGUCACCCAAAAAUUGCAACCCAAUAAGAAUCAAACUUGAAUAAAGAUUAAAAGUGUCCAAUUUGAAUAAAAACCCUAAUAAUUACCUAACA
Molecule: messenger RNA, 834 nt
Organism: Diospyros lotus (date-plum)
Lineage: Eukaryota; Viridiplantae; Streptophyta; Magnoliopsida; Ericales; Ebenaceae
Product: peroxidase 50-like
Exons: 3
Coding region: 3-716 (237 amino acids)
Biological process (GO): response to oxidative stress
Molecular function (GO): peroxidase activity; heme binding
Source: RefSeq, a predicted model, not a curated record